AUGGCCCCCAGAAUGCGCAGUGCGCUCACAAAGAGCCUUUCGCGCUCACUAGACAGUAGCUCUAUCUUCUAUUGUCCAUCGUGCGCGAUCUGGCGCCGCACAUUGUCAACACGCGCCAGCAAUCGCAGCCUCGAGAAAACCGACACAUUGCGACGAAGCAGUCAACCCCAGAGCAGAAUUACAGCAUCGACCCAUCGGCCAUUCAACACAUCGUCUGUUAUCACUGCCAAGUCUGUUCCGCCCCGGUUGAAGGAGCUCUACACUGCCCUGGAAGGAGUCAAGGAUGCGGCGCUUGAGCAGGUGAAUCUUAGCAGACUGCAGUUUGCGCUACGGGGUCUGGAGUCCGAGACGCCUCUUAUUCGUGUGGCUGUCCUCGGAUUGAACGAUGCGACCUCUGCCCGCAAACUCGUUAGACUACUACUUGCCGACCCAUUGACACCGCGGGAGACUUGGGAAGACAUUCUGGAGUCUUAUGAUGCCGACUCAUCGAGAGGGCUGCUGAUUAGAUACGGCGAAAUCUCAGAAUCCAUUCCCAAUGACUUGCUACCGACGAUAUCAGUGCCCUCGCCCAUCCUUAGAGAUGGAAACCUGGAAAUCCUUGUUAGCACGAUCGGCUCCGAGCCUGACCCCAAUGCUGCCACACUCCACGCCGAUACGUUCCUGGUUCCCACUGUGACUAUUCAGACAUCGCAUUCCGGUCGGCAUAACCUUGUUCGGUAUCCUGUGCACCGCAGUAUAGUCUGCGGAAGUGGUGUGGAUGGUCUACUGGCUUACAGCACAAUGAUGGGCCGAUCAGACCUAAAGCAUGAGAUCGCCUCCGUGCGCGGUGCUAUUGAACUCUCCGUUGCUGAUCAGGAGUCCCAAAACGAGCAGAUUUCUCUGGUGGACAUUGAACGUGCCAGCACAGCCCUGGACAAGUUUCGGGAAUCCGUCCAAAACGCCGGUGACUACGGACGUGGAUGGAACGGCAGUGGUGUGCAGCCACUCAUCAACUGGCUUACACAAUCCUCUGAGGCAUCAACUCCAGAGACAUUGAACCCAGCCUUGGUUCCCCUGGUGGAGUCAAUCCUCGACUCCGCCGAGGCUAGCGUGCUCAUUCGCGAUGCCAAGGCGCUCCAAGACCAGACCGCCGGCAUAGCCCCUGAGGAGCUCCGCUCCCAACUCGACCAAGGCGUCACAGUCUGGGCGGAGCGCGCUCACUCCGAGCUCCGUAGCUCGCUGGAAGCCGGUCUGGCUAGUCCGCGCUGGCGGGGCCUCGCAUGGUGGAAGCUCUUCUGGCGCGUCGACGAUGUGGGCAUGGUCACCUCCGAGAUCCUCGAGAAGCAGUUCCUCCGCCGCGCUGAGCGGGAAGUCAUCUGGACCGCAGGCAAAUACCAGCAGGCCGGCCUGCUGGACGAACCGACUUCUACCCCCAAGUCGGCCGCAGCCCUCGGUCCUGCUGAGCCUAUCUCGCCUCCCUGGCCAACUCAAAUCCCAGACCUCCGCACUAAACUCCUCACGACUACAGUCCCCUCCCUUCAAUCCCUUGCCCAGAGUUUGGUUCUCUUCAGUGUCUCCACUACCACUCUGACCUCCGCUCUGUCCGCUCUUACCUAUGUGGCUGUGCCGUCGGCCUCCGUAUACGAGUCAUGCACCCUUGGCGCAAUUGGUUUGAUCUACUCUAUGCGUCGCCAGCAGAAGAGAUGGGAUGAUGCCCGUACCUACUGGGAGGAGGAGGUCCGCGAAGAAGGACGUUCUUCUCUGCGGGAGACUGAGGGUGCUCUCCGCGAGAUUGUGCGGGAUGGUGGUAAGUCUGUUCAAGAUAUGACGGAUACUCGUGCACGAGACAGUGUUGCCCGCGCGAAGAAGGCCUUGGAAGAUGUGAAGGCUUGA
Penicillium nucicola is the source of this 1872-nucleotide messenger RNA. RefSeq lists its product as uncharacterized. The coding region runs from base 1 to 1872 and encodes 623 amino acids. NCBI's taxonomy places the organism in Eukaryota, Fungi, Ascomycota, Eurotiomycetes, Eurotiales, Aspergillaceae. The transcript has 3 exons. The record is from RefSeq and is a predicted model, not a curated record.